AUGAAGCAGACCUUGAUUCCUACUCGGAAACAAGUCACAAGAAAGACAGCCAAAGUUCAAGAAACAAUGAAUGCGGCAAAGGCAACAAUAAAUAACAGUUUACGAGAACUCGGGGGGCCAGGAGCAGGAGGCAGCACUUUGAUCAAUUUAUCGAGGACCGAACAAGAAAAGAUACAAGAAAUAUAUAACGUUACGAUUGAAGCAUUAAAAGUGCUUCAAGAUCUAGGAUCAAAGCAAAUUGAAAAGGGAAACAAUUUUGAUAUCGAAAAAGCGUAUUUAAAUCUAAUGACGAAAAUGAUUGAACUGGAAUUGUACGAUAAUGCGCUUGAAACUGCGAAAAUACUACAUAGGCGACUUUGGAGAUAUUGUGGACAGAGUAGCAAUUCAACCAUUACCAAAACGUCUGGGCGUAAAUUAUUACAGCAAAUAAAUGUCAAUCAAAACGAGCCUUCAACAUCUUCAGAACUAUUAACUUUAUAUCGCGAAUUAUUGUGUUUUCCGCUUGAUUCAAAAAUUGAUAACCCAGAAUUAAUAGCGGUGUUGUUAACCAGCCAAAUAAACGUGCUACGAUGCUUGGUUGCAAGAGACACCAAAUUAAUCUUGCAUCUACCCAUAAUUUUUAAAGCUCGAAAUAGUAUUUUUGAUUGGUGCGAACGAUUAAGACACUUGGAUGUCGAGUUGGCCGCGAAACAGUAUUCGGCGCUCGGGCGGAUUAUUCAUCGAGCAUGUCAUCAAAUACCAUCUAUUUCUGGUGACAACUCUUUAAAAUUCUUACAAUUACGCGUAUUUUCUAUGCAAGCGUUUAUCCAUACUAGUUUAUUUGUGUUGGACGUCUUUUUCGAACAAGCUGUUAGAAGUGGAAAACAUUUUGAAAAAGCAUGUCAAAGUCCACCAGCUAUGCUUUAUCAACACUUGUCGAGAGCAUACGAGGAAAUAUACGAAUUAGUGCGUGCUGCAUAUCACGAAAAGUUUUCACAAUGUCCCCGAUUUUUUGUUUGGCUUGAUCAUUAUGCGUAUGCUGCAAAAAAGGCUAAUGGAUAUAAGGCUGCCAUAUCCGUAUAUCGACUUGCUUCCCGUCACAUGGAUACGAUCAAAUAUGCAUCGUUCAAGAUAAAUAUAUUAUAUCAUGCAUUUGAAAGCUUACUUUGCGACGAAGGGAUUGACGUGUGUGAUUAUCUUGACGAAGUCAAAGAAAUAUUAUUUGGAUUGACAAAGUCUCUUCCCUCAAAAUCAUUGGAUCAGGAGGAUUUUAAUAAUUUUUCAAACCUAUUUAAAACAUCCGAAAUUUUUAGGGGCUCAUGCAUAAAAAUUUUGGAUCUUUUACACAUUAAUGAGAAUCAAGUUACUGCUACAGAUGCGGUCGCCAAUCAUUCAAAAAACAAGAAACAACUUGUAUUUAUUAAAAAAGAGGAUAAAGAUCGUCUAUACUUCAGUAUUUACAACAUGAAUCAUCUGGCCACCGAAUUGCUAAGCUUUUUCUGUGAAUCUCAUUUCAAUCAAUACAAAGAAUAUUUCAAAGCUUCCCCUAAUUUAUUACUACAUCCCGACAAACUCUCACUUAUUACAAUCCGCAUAAUCGAACUCUUCAUCCGCACAAAGCUCGAUGUCUCUCGACUGAAUGAUGAUGAUGAUGACACAUAUCCAGCGUCUAUUACGUAUAUCGAAAAAGCAAUCAAAAUUGCACGCAAUACUUCCGCUUUGGAAUUAUUUCAGAAUGCAUGCGCCACUUUAAAGGAGUAUCUUGAUUUUUUGAGCAAUAAUUCUUCCAUCGAUGAUGACAUUAAAUUUGAGAUUGGAUCAAAGUUAAGCAAGAGAUACGAGGUUUUAGGAUCUUGUCAUGAUUGUUUGUGUGAAUAUCAGAAUGCUACAAGAGCUUUUGAAAAUUCUUUGAGAUUCAUACCGAAAACUGAAUAUUUAAGAUUCUCGAAGCAUUUUACAACAAAGCCGGUCUUUCUCGCAUCCAAAGAGUUCACAGUAAUACCUCAACUGAUCGAUCGAUAUGUUAAAUCAACAUAUCUAAACUGUCCAGAUACACCAUUUACACCAACUCAUGAAAUUAUAUUGAGUAUGGUUGAAGAUGGUAUUGAAAUAGCUGGAGUGAUGGAAUAUGAACUUCAUUUGAUGAAAAGAUACCAUCAAAAGAUAGAUUUGACUAGAACACAAAUGGAGCUCUCUCGCGAUGAAGGUCUUUUGGGAUUGCGACAAUUCUAUCUUGCUAGCGCUUAUGCUUGGUUUAGCAUUGUUUCUCAGGAGUUUAAUCAACGAUUUCCUGAAGGUUUUAAGAUAGCCUUAGCUUUAUGGAAAGGUAUCUUGGCGCAUGUGGUUCCUUAUGGUAAUGGAAUUCCUACGACAAAAAUUUCAAUGGAUCAGAUUAUGUCGAUGAUAGAUGACGUUGAAUCAUUUUAUUAUGAGCUUCAAAUGUUGGCAGAUUUUUUUGGAAUGUCAAAUCAACCUAUCAAUCAUAUUUUGACCAUAAAAUUGUUAUUGAGGCUCAAUAAUGGAAUUAGGGAUUCUUCACGAGAACCAUAUUCAGGUAAAGCUGGACUUGCGUUCUCUCAAGCGAAGGCAAUCAUAGACUCGAUCAGAUGUACAGAAGAAGUUAAAUUGACUUGGAUGUUAAGCUAUAGUCAAUAUUUGUGUAGUAUUGGAAAUGUUAAAAAAAGUCUCCAAUAUUUUAAUAAUGCCAAAAUGUUGGCAGAUUCUCGGCUUCCUAAACAGAAGUCACUGUCACGCAUAAAUCUGGCCAAGCAGCGACACCGUGAGCAACUUUUAUUAGCAGAUGCAUUUUUUACGCGAUCGAUCAUUUCCAUGCGAACAGGUUUAUUGGAAGAAGCUAUCCUGGAUUGUAGAAGAUUACUUCACCUAUUAAAGCGGCUGAUAACCCAUAUUAAUCGUGAUGGUGGAUACAUUAAACAAGAAAGAGUGAUCGAAGAGAACCCAUUUCUCGAAGAUACCUCGACGACAGGUUCUUUGUCUGACCAGUCAAAGGAACUUUGUAGAUUAAUUUCAUUUACUGCACAAAGAUGGCAGUGGCAUAUAUCAAAGAGACUCCUGGAUUGCUAUGAAUAUUUGGGAAGACUGUACAUUAUACGCGGCUCUGUCAAAGAGGCAGAUUUCUUUCUACAACAGGGUUUGAAACUCGCGAAAUUGAGUAAUGCUUUCACGGCAAUGAGUCGGUCGUUGUUAAACCUUGCAGAGUUUAAUUCACGGAAACAUUGUUGGGGCGAAUGUGAAGAAAAGUUAGCGCAGGUGUUAGUAUAUCAAAAUGACGGAGACACCAUUCAAAAAGACAAAGCUAUUGCAAAAUUAUGCUACGGUGAUUUGCGAUUCAGACGACAAGAAUACGAUACGGCUCUUCAGUUCUAUUAUACCGCCGAAAAUAUAAUUACAGAUAUUAUGAAAGAGGAAUAUAUCUCACAUCUAGAAAGUAUUGAAUUAAGUGCCAUGCAAACACCUCGGGCCAAGAAAUUAAUAUCGAUACCUCCGAUGACACCAAGAGUCAAGAUCGUGGAGCAAGAGGUUCAAUUCGAGUGCUUUUUGCUUAAUCAUAUUAAGGCAGAUUUGUUUCGUCGUGCUGGUCAUGCCCUAAGCAAAAAAAGAAAUAUUGAGCAAGCCCUUGACAUGAUCGAAAAUGGCAAAGUUAUUAAUCAAUCACCCCUGGAAAAAGCAGAACAUUAUUUGGUAUUAGGCAAGAUUAAAAUCCAGCAUAUACUUUACUUGUUAUCACAGCCUGCUUUUUCGGCGCUAAAAAUAAUAUGCGAUUCUGUUCUCUCGCUACCCCGAAAUAGAAUCAUACCAGCUCGUCAAAACACAGAAUACCUGAAUAAUAUCACGCUUCAAAUUCGGCAGGCAACCGAGUAUCUGACUAAAGCGUAUGAUCACGCCUUCGAAAGCGGUACAACACAAACAUUAAGCGAGUCUGCUUUUGGGCUUGUGAAGGCGAAUAUGAUUGAAGUGUACAGUCAGAAUUUAAAUAGUGCGGAACAAGCAAGGGUGACACGGGAAUGCGCUUUUUAUUUGGAAAUGACUAAAGGAAUAGCCGCAAAAAGAGAAAUGAUCACUGUCCUCUCCGAAAGAUUGAUGCCAGAAUACACUUUUGACGACAUGAAAUGGCCGCUCAUGAUUUCUUCUAGUAAAACGACUGCCUCUAACAUUGAAGAACAACACGUAAGCGUCAAAGCUUCAAUAAAUGAUGGCGACGAAGACAACAUGAUAAACUUUACAAAGACUCUACACGAACUCUACAAGAAGGAAACCGACAUGACUUCUGAUCAAUUCCAAUCAGAAUUCGUAGACAUAUUGCCUCCCAAUUGGACAGUCUGCACUAUUUCUAUUGAUGUAGAAGGUGAAGAUAUGUACAUAUGUCGUCUGCAACGCUCACGCCCUCCUUUUAUACUUCGAUUGCCCCUGAAACGGCAGUCCAACCAAGAGGAUUGUUAUGAGGAUGAUUAUGUGUUUUCGUAUGAAGCGGCAUUAGCUGAGUUUAAUGGUAUCAUUGAAGCUAGUAAUAAGACGUUACAAGAUUCCAAAUCUUUGCAAACGCAGAAUGAAAAGAUGGAAUGGUGGAAAAACAGAGAACAAUUAGAUCAUCGGUUAAAGGAAUUACUAACAAACAUUGAGAAUUGCUGGUUCGGUGGAUUUAAGGGUAUCUUAAUGACCAAUGAUCAAGACGAUGAUCUGGAACACGCAAAGAAAUUUAAAUGCAAGCUCGAGAAUAUCGUAAACAAAAACCUAAAAAAUAUGCUCACUAAGAAGAAUAUCAAAGAACACGAAGGUCAAUUGCCAUUACUCAAUAUUGAUCUUGAGCUAUGUCAAAUGCUUUUGAGGUUAGGCGAGGACGCUUCCUACGAAGACAUUAGCGAUUUCUUGUACUUUUUACUUGACGCUUAUAAUUACAAUGAAAUUCGAAUCGCCUAUGAUGAAGUUGAUAUAGAUCAGCUCUCAAUAGAUCUGAAAACUGCAAUAAACCAGUUUUGUUUCGACGCCAGUAAUACAUCAUAUAACAACAAGAAUAAUGGUGUUGCUGAUGAUCAUAUUAUUUUGAUCCUCGAUAAGAGUGUGCAAAUGUUCCCUUGGGAAAGUCUUCCCUGCUUACGAUCAAAAGCCGUUUCUCGAUUGCCCUCGUUAUCAUUUCUACGGGACAGGAUAUUAAUGACUCAAAAUAGAAACCAAUUCAGAAAUAAAAUAAUCGCAAAAUCCAAAGUUUGGACCGAUUAUACGAUUGAUCACCGAAACGCAUUUUAUGUUCUUAAUCCUAGUCAAGAUUUUCCAAAUACUCAGAAGCAAUUUCAGGAGUUUUUUGAAAGGUUUGAAACGUGGGACGGUGUUAUUGGACGUGCUCCGAUGGAUUACGAAUGCAAAAAUGGACUAAAAAACCAUGAGCUAUAUUUGUAUUUUGACCAUGGUGGUGGAGAACAAUAUAUUCGUAGUUAUCAAGUGCGUCAACUAGAUUAUUGUGCUGUUACAUUAUUAAUGGGAUGUAGCAGUGGUCAUUUGAAGCCUGCUGGAGAAUUCGAUCCAUCAGGGAUCGCAUUAAGCUAUAUCAUGGCCGGCUGUCCCGCGUUGGUGGCUAAUUUAUGGGACGUUACUGAUGGCGACCUUGACCGGUUAAGUAAAUCUUUGUUUAAUAAUUGGUUUAUCUGCCCCUCUCAAAAAGUUCCCCACAGCCAAGUCAAUGAGCCUGGAUCAUCUACUGCAGUGCAGACCAAACAAAGCGUAUCUUUAGUAGACGCCGUUUCCUUAGCAAGAGAAAAUUGUCGACUCAAAUACUUGAACGGAGCAGCAACGGUUGUAUAUGGUAUACCGUGCUACCUCAAUUCUUCGAAUUCAUCUCACCACUAUUUAUUGGACAUUUCAAAAAUACAUGGAUAA
Messenger RNA from Ambispora leptoticha, 5871 nucleotides. NCBI's taxonomy places the organism in Eukaryota, Fungi, Glomeromycota, Glomeromycetes, Archaeosporales, Ambisporaceae. The record is from the annotation of a GenBank genome assembly.